Molecule: messenger RNA, 450 nt
Organism: Cyphellophora attinorum
Lineage: Eukaryota; Fungi; Ascomycota; Eurotiomycetes; Chaetothyriales; Cyphellophoraceae
Product: Plasma membrane proteolipid 31
Exons: 1
Coding region: 1-450 (149 amino acids)
Biological process (GO): endosome transport via multivesicular body sorting pathway
Cellular component (GO): fungal-type vacuole lumen; fungal-type vacuole membrane
Molecular function (GO): ubiquitin protein ligase binding
Source: RefSeq, a predicted model, not a curated record
AUGUCCUGCGGCGAUCUCUUCCUCGGCCUCCUGGCCAUCAUCUUCCCCCCUCUUGCAGUGUGGGUGAAGCGGGGCCUCUGCUCAGCUGACUCACUGAUCAACAUCCUCCUCUGCCUGCUCGGAUUCAUUCCAGGUCUUCUUCACGCCUGGUACAUCAUCGCCAAAUUCCCAGAAGAAGAGCACGACUACGAACGAGUGCCCGACGCCGAGAACCAGCGAGUCACCUACUACUACAUCAAUCAACAACCUGGCCCUCGUCGUGACUAUGGUACGCAGGGAGGCCAACGACAGCCUGCUCCCAAGCCAAAUUCCUCAGCGCCACGAGUUCCACAGCACUCGAGACCCGAGCCCGCUGGCCCAAGCGUUGGUGCUGGCUCGGAUGAGGCAGGUGCUCCUCCCAGCUACAGCGAUGUGGUGAAAGGAGACAAUAAGGUGCAGAAUCAGAACUAG